AUGUAUGCUGGUCGGUACAACCUCACGGUGCCUCUAACCAACACGGACCCUACUUCAAUUGAUGCAGCCACAGCGACUUUCUUAUCUGAGCUUGCACGACGGUCACGCCUAAACUUACCAAGUUUCGUUCGGCUGGUUCGUGGACAAAACGCUCACGAUCCGCGCCCUAAUAAGACCCUGUACGAACUUGCUGAGCCAGCCGACCCCACCUAUCACGACGCUUACAGGCGUUGGAAUGCCAUUGUCCGAGGUGGGGUGCAACCACUAUGGACAUCGACACGACCCUCAAGGCAGCCUAGACGCCAGAACAACCAUCGAAUCGACACUAACACCAUCGAGAAGGUCCGGCGACACAUCGCAAAAGGCCAAACGGAGGGCCGAUAUCUCAUUCUGGACGAAGCCAUGCUGGAAACAUGGCCUGAGGUUUUCAUUAGUCCGAUCGGCACAGUCGGCAAAGGUGAAGAAGGCAUCCGUGUCACCAAUGACUACGCUUAUCCGCGAGGAUCGUCCGUGAACGACUUCACUGACAGAGAUAACUUUCCACGGAUCAGCUACAACCCGCCUCGCGACAUAGCGCGACGCAUUCAUGACCUACGAACCAAGCAUCCUCCCGUUGACGUACUGCUCCUGCUCGGAGACGUCUCCGGUGCUUUUCGGCACGUACCGAUGAACGAAAACAGCGUACACAUGUUCGCUUUCCUGUUUGAAGACUACGUGGUCUUUGAUCUAUCGUGUGGAUUUGGGUGGUGUGGUUCACCAGCAUUUUACGCUCUGGCAGGGUCUGUCAUUAAUCACUUGUACGAGUCCUCGAGACCUGAGGGUGGAGCUCCUCUGGACAGGGAACCGUUUAUAGGCAACGUUUGGUGUGAUGAUCAUACAUGUGUGGAAAAAAAUGUCGGCACGCGCUGCAAGGAUGCUGAAGUAGCCCUGUGGAGAUCAAUGGUAACUGUACUUGGGCCGAAUGCUAUCAAUGAAGAGAAAUUUACCUCGUGGCAGACAACUGGCAAAGCGCUCGGUCUUUUGAGGGAUACCGUCAAUGGUACUGUAUCGAUACCGACUGAGAAGCUGCUGAAGGCGCAGCUCCACGUUCACACGCUGCUUCAGACAGGUUACGCUUCCAAAUCCGAUCUCAACAAGCUCCUCGGGAAUCUACGCCAGGGUUUAGCUGCGUGCUUUCCGGCUGCUCGUUCCUUCUAUCAACGACUCCAUGCAUCCGCUGUCGGUAUGCACCCUGGAAGCAAACGCCAAUUAAAUGAAGACGACCGCGACGACCUGUUCUGGUUUCGUGCGGUACUUUUGAAUGGGGACCGGUUCAACAAGAUCCCUGUCGUUCAGUUCGCCGGUAUUGCAACACCAACCGUGCACAUCUUCAUGGACGCGUCGGACACCGGGUUGUGUGCUCUAGAACCCACGAGACUUGAGUACAUUCGGGUGAAAUUCACUGACGCUCAGAAGCUUGACCUGCGUAAGGAGCCUCGUGUCAAUUCGAUCAACGUACGAGAACUUCAGAGUGCCGUAUUGGCUGCUCUUUACUGGGGUCAAUAUUGGAAACAGGAUGCAGAACUUGACCCGACGUACGUCUGCUUCCACAUCGACAACUCAAGUGCGGUGGCGUGGGCUAACCGUCGAAGUGCCAGAAACCCCGCUGCCCAGCUCUUUAACAGACUGCUGUCUCUGGCUGAACUACAAUACCGUGUCGUUUUCACGGCGGAACAUGUCCCCGGAAUCGAUAACAUCAUGGCUGACGCCGGGUCACGUGCAUGGUCCAGUACUGAUAAACUUUGGCACUACCAACUCCAAGUAUCAAGCAAUCUGGAAGAGCGGACCAAGUUUUCGCGCAUGAUGGGAUGGCCGCCGUGGAUUGGGAACCCAGGAGCUGAUCGUACUAACCGUCUGGGUUAUUUCGCGGUGUAUCUGUGGACGUAUGGGUGGAACCGAGCUCGACGAGGCAACCAGUACGCGACUAUCGUGCCCAAGCUCGCGAGCGUGUCGUGGUUUCACCGGCGGUUCCAAGGUAUCGAGAUCACCAGGUCACCACAGCUGCGUAUCCUGCUUCAAGGUAUCAAGCGUUUAUCCGACCCGGUGCGUAAGAAACAACCCGUCACACCCUCUUUUCUACGCCUUCUACGUCGAUCACUGAAUUUGGAUCGCCCCCGACAGCGUCUCCUGUGGGGCAGUGUGCUCCUUGGCUAUUUCUUCCUUUUACGGCACUCAGAAUUUCUGAUAGUGGAGGGUCAUCGACCAUUUUACAGCCUGAAGACCAAGAACGCCAUGUUCACAGACAGCAACGGACAAGCGGUGAGUGUCGUCGAAGCACUACGACACAUCCUGACGGCUCGACGAGGGAUCAACAAAAUGAACAACGAGUAUCUGUGUCUGGAUCUGGAUUCGAAGACAGUGUCCAAGGCCCUCAAGGCGACGGCAGAGAAGGCAGGAGUUCCGGCUUCUAACUACGCUACGCACUCACUACGUAUUGGGGGUGCCGCUGCACUAUUGAACGGCAUAGUGGACAGCCUGGUGAUAAAGAUAUUGGGGCGGUGGGUACCGCGAUGUUACGAAGAGUACCCUAGACAAGCUGCCGCUGCCACCACUGGUCUCACCAAACGCAUGGUGUAG
Phytophthora nicotianae INRA-310 is the source of this 2616-nucleotide messenger RNA. RefSeq lists its product as hypothetical. Gene Ontology annotation, biological process: DNA integration; DNA recombination. The record is from RefSeq and is a predicted model, not a curated record. The transcript is spliced from 3 exons. Bases 1 to 2616 code for a protein of 871 amino acids. Lineage: Eukaryota; Oomycota; Peronosporomycetes; Peronosporales; Peronosporaceae. Gene Ontology annotation, molecular function: DNA binding.